Molecule: messenger RNA, 336 nt
Organism: Papilio polytes (common Mormon)
Lineage: Eukaryota; Metazoa; Arthropoda; Insecta; Lepidoptera; Papilionidae
Exons: 4
Coding region: 1-336 (111 amino acids)
Source: RefSeq, a predicted model, not a curated record
AUGACCAGCAGCGGGCAGCUUAUAAUGAUGCACGUUCUGCUAUUAUAUACAAGUACAGUAAAAGGACAUAGCGAAUCUAUAAAGAACGAAGAGGAGUGUAAGAUAGCGGAUCUGUGCGUGCACGACAAAGUUCCGAUGUGCGGCAUCGACUCCUGUGGCGAAAUGAGAACAUUCAUCGAUACUUGUGACAUGCAUGAAUUUAACUGUGAUAGCAAAAAAGAUUUCAAACAACGUCCCAUUCACGAAUGUUGGGUAACUUGUAAAAGGGGACGCUCCUUCAAAAAACCAGAAUACCGAACCGACUGCAACCUUAAUGCUAAAGCUAAUAGACUUUAA